Molecule: messenger RNA, 1856 nt
Organism: Rana temporaria (common frog)
Lineage: Eukaryota; Metazoa; Chordata; Amphibia; Anura; Ranidae
Gene: CHST14
Product: carbohydrate sulfotransferase 14
Exons: 1
Coding region: 237-1358 (373 amino acids)
Biological process (GO): dermatan sulfate proteoglycan metabolic process; carbohydrate biosynthetic process
Cellular component (GO): membrane
Molecular function (GO): sulfotransferase activity
Source: RefSeq, a predicted model, not a curated record
GUGACGGUGACGUCUCUUCGGGCCUCUCUGUAUAAGGUCUCCGCUCCUCCGGGAGAUGCAGAUAGACCGGCGCCGCUGACUGAGGACCGCUGUGUGACCCCCGGUGUUGUCCCCUCCCUCGGUAUGUUGCCGUGCUGGCAGGGAAGAUGACGGGCCGCUGCUGAGGCUGAGAAGAAUGCGGGCAAAGCGGAGCGGCAUCCCGGGGGCAGAGCGGAGAGCCCAGCACUAGCUGUGCCAUGUUCCCUCACCCCCUCUACCAGCUCCCGGAGCACUUCCAGAUGGGCACCGCGGGCACCUAUAGCGGCGGCUCCCCCACCCUGAGACGGAUCCCCUCUCACCCCCUAUCCAGGCCCCGGGCCCCCAGCACCAUGCUGCCCUCCAUGCUAAUGUUUGGGGUGAUCGUGGCCUCCUGUGGGUUACUGCUGAUGAUUGAGAGGGGCAUCCUGGCCGAUGUGAAGACCCCUCCUCCCCGGGGGGACCUGGCAUGGCGCUCACACAGCCGGGGUGGGGUACACCGGGCAGAGGACUUGGACUAUGAGAUCCUGCGGGACAUCCGUAACCGGACGAUGAGCGGCGUCUGUGGCCAGAAGAAUAUGCCCCACAGUCCCUGGGACCUUCCCCCGGGCCAGCGGAGGACCCUACUCAAACACAUCAUUGUCAAUGACAAGUACAAGUUCCUCUACUGCUAUGUGCCCAAGGUGGCAUGCUCCAACUGGAAGAGGGUCCUCAAGGUGCUGGAUGGUCACCUGGAGAACGUGGACGUCAAGCUGAAGAUGGACCACAAGAGCGACCUGACCUUCCUGUCUGACCUCUCGGAGGACGAGGCCACCUACCGCCUGCGACAUUACUAUAAGUUCUUGUUUGUCCGGGAGCCCAUGGAGAGGCUUCUGUCCGCCUACCGCAAUAAGUUUGGGGAAAUUAAAGAUUACCAGCAGAAGUAUGGCAUGGAGAUUGUCAGGAGGUACCGGGAGAAGCCUGGCACAUCCCAGGGGGAGGAUGUCACCUUCUCCGAGUUCCUCCACUAUCUGUUGGAUGAGGAUGUGGAGAAGAUGAAUGAGCACUGGAUGCCCAUCUAUAACCUGUGCCAGCCCUGUGCUGUCACCUAUGACUUCAUAGGAUCUUAUGAGAGGCUGAGGGAGGAUGCCAACACAGUUCUGGAGGCCAUCAAUGCCCCACCGUACAUCCAGUUCCCCGAGAGACAGGCCUGGUACAAGCCCGUCACUAAAGAGACAUUACAUUACUUCCUAUGCAAUACCCCCAGGGGUCUGAUCCGAGAGCUCUUACCCAAGUACAUCCUAGACUUCUCUUUGUUCGCCUAUUCCCUUCCCAAUAUUACCAGUGAAUAUUGUAGAAACUAGAGCUGGCCAACACAAGUAGCCUGCGGGCUAAAGGGAUCCGUUCUACUCUACACGGGUUGGAUGCACCACUGCAGCCCUUGUAUUUUGCCCGUUGGUCCCAUCUGCUGUCACAAUACCCACACAGUGCCUUGUAUCUGAUUGGAUGCAGGCGCUUUUCAGGAGACGUUUUUUUUGCUCAGCUCCUUUAAUUUUUCAGUAGUGGAACAUCUCGGGGGAGGUGACCAACAGGGCCACCCACUUCGCAAACUUCAGGUGCUUCAUCAGGAAUGACCAAAAUGUAGCUCUGUGUCUUGUCAGCUUCAGGUUGUGAACUGGGAUAUUUUAUUUAAAGCUCAACUGAACUAUUGAUUUAGGCUAGAUUCCCACUAUGCAGGUGUGGGACUGCAUGUAAAAAUGCGCUGCUGUUAACAAACGCGUGUGGAUGAGAUUAAGGCCCCUUUCACAUUGGCGGACCGUUUGUCCGUUUAUUACAAGUCCGUUCAUGGACUUGUAAUGCAU